GGAGCCGCCAGGAACUCCUGGCUGGGGUGAGACCAAGGUCAGGAGGGGGCCACCAGAAAUGCAGGACCAACACCUGAGACCAGAGGCAGACCCCCAGAAGGAGCAGCUCCCUGGGAAAGCGAGCCCUGAACAUGUUGGUGUGGGGACAGGUGAUGGUGUGCGCUCACAGGCCGUACAGGAGUGCAUAGACGCUGUCCGCGAGGGGGACUCAAGUAGACCCCCUAAAGGUGCGGUGGCUCAGGGAGAGGGACAGCCCUACGUCUGCAGGGAUUGCGGGAAAGCCUUUAGCAGGAGACACCUCCUUACGCAGCACGAGCUGGUUCACUCCAGAGUGAAGCCCUUUGAGUGCACCGAGUGUGGAAAGACCUUUAGCAAGAGCACAACCCUCCUUCAGCACCACGUCAUCCACACCGGCGAGAAGCCCUACGAGUGCGCCGAGUGCGGGAAGGCCUUCAACCAGCGGGCACACCUCACGCAGCACCAGCGCAUCCACACGGGCGAGAAGCCCUACACGUGCAGCGACUGCGGCAAGGCCUUCACGCACCACUCCACCUUCGUCCUGCACAAGCGCAGCCACACGGGCGAGAAGCCCUUCGCCUGCAAGGAGUGCGGGAAGGCGUUCCGGGACCGGCCGGGCUUCCUGCGCCACUACACCAUCCACACGGGAGGCAAGCCCUACGAGUGUGGCGAGUGCGGCAAGGCCUUCAACCACAGGUACGAGCUCAUGCGGCACCAGCGCGGCCACGCCGAGAAGCAGCAGUUUGAGUGCCCGGAGUGUGGGAAGGCCUUCAACUACAGGUCCCACCUGGCCCAGCACCAGCGCGUCCACACUGGGGAGAAGCCGUACAAGUGCGCCGAGUGCGGCAAGGCCUUCAACCAGCGGGCACACCUCACGCAGCACCAGCGUGUCCACACAGGCGAGAAGCCCUACGCCUGCGGCGAGUGCGGGAAGACCUUCGCCCACCUCUCCACCUUCGUCCUGCACAAGCGGAGCCACACGGGCGAGAAGCCCUACGCCUGCGGCGAGUGCGGGAAGACCUUCGCCCACCUCUCCACCUUCGUCCUGCACAAGCGGAGCCACACGGGCGAGAAGCCCUUUGAGUGCAAGGAGUGCGGGAAGGCGUUCCGGGACCGGCCUGCCCUGUUCCGACACUACAGCAUCCACACAGGCGAGAAGCCCUACGAGUGCAUCGAGUGUGGCAAGGCCUUCAGCCGCAAGGCGCACCUCACGCAGCACCGGAGGACGCAUGCCGGUGCAAGAAGCCCUGUCAGUGUGACAGACGUGGGAAGACCAUUCACGAGUGGGCACAGCUCAGUCAACUUGCAGGGACUCCUCCUGGGGGUGGACUUUCUAGGUGUAACCACUGACGAAAACCUUUGGCCCCAGGAACCGUCUUUCUCGGCAUCCGAUGGUCCUUGCCAAAGGGAACAUUCCCAGGUGUCAUCCCUGUGA
Messenger RNA from Elephantulus edwardii (Cape elephant shrew), 1453 nucleotides. It is a transcript of the gene ZNF805, whose product is annotated as zinc finger protein 805. Gene Ontology annotation, biological process: regulation of transcription by RNA polymerase II. The coding region runs from base 59 to 1453 and encodes 464 amino acids. The transcript has a single exon. NCBI's taxonomy places the organism in Eukaryota, Metazoa, Chordata, Mammalia, Macroscelidea, Macroscelididae. Gene Ontology annotation, molecular function: DNA-binding transcription activator activity, RNA polymerase II-specific; RNA polymerase II cis-regulatory region sequence-specific DNA binding. Gene Ontology annotation, cellular component: nucleus. The record is from RefSeq and is a predicted model, not a curated record.